Messenger RNA from Sphenostylis stenocarpa, 3390 nucleotides. NCBI's taxonomy places the organism in Eukaryota, Viridiplantae, Streptophyta, Magnoliopsida, Fabales, Fabaceae. The record is from the annotation of a GenBank genome assembly.
AUGCCUGUUCUUUUUCUCCUCGUGGUGUUGUGCGCACCGCUCUUAACGUGCGCCGAUCGCAGCGCCGUUACCGUUGUGGAGAUCCAAGCCUUGACGUCCUUCAAGCUCAACCUUCAUGACCCCGUCGGAGCUCUCGAUGAUUGGGAUCCGUCGUCACCGGCGGCACCGUGCGACUGGCGUGGAGUCGCGUGCACCAAUGGCCGAGUCACGGAGCUGCGCCUGCCUCGCCUUCAACUCGGUGGCAGACUCAGUGACCGUGUCUCCGAGUUGCAGAUGCUACGCAAGAUAAGCCUUCGUUCCAACAACUUCAACGGAACUAUUCCUUCGUCGCUCUCCAAAUGCACGCUCUUACGGUCAUUGUUCCUGCAGGAAAAUUCAUUUUCCGGCCACCUUCCGACAGAGAUAGCGAACCUCACCGGUCUUCAGAUUCUCAACGUCGCGCUUAACCACCUCUCCGGCAGCAUCCCUGGCCUUCUCCCUCUCGGCCUCAAGUCCCUCGACCUCUCGUCGAACGCGUUCUCCGGCGAGAUACCGAGCUCCAUAGCGAACCUCUAUCAGCUUCAGUUGAUAAACCUGUCGUACAACCAGUUCUCCGGCGAGAUUCCGGCGAGCCUUGGGGCGCUUCAGCAGCUGCAGUACCUCUGGCUGGACCACAAUCUCCUCGGAGGAACGCUUCCUUCGGCGCUCGCUAAUUGCUCCUCGCUUCAGCAUCUGAGCGUGGAAGGAAACGCGCUUACCGGCGUGAUUCCAUCGGCGAUUUCGGCGCUUCCGAGACUUCAGGUGAUUUCCCUCUCUCAGAACAACUUCACCGGUUCCAUUCCAGCUUCCGUUUUCUGCCACGGUUCGGUCCACGCGCCGUCGCUGCGGAUUGUUCACCUCAGUUUCAACGGUUUCGUGGAUUUCGUGGGGCCUGAGAUGAGCACGUGUGUAAGUGUUCUUCAGGUUUUGGAUAUUCAACACAAUCGUAUACGAGGCACGUUUCCGUUGUGGUUGACUAACGUGACCACGUUGACCGUGCUUGAUGUUUCGAACAAUGCCCUUUCCGGGGAGGUUCCGCCUCAAAUUGGAAACCUCGUUAAAUUGGAGGAGUUGAAGAUGGCUAAUAAUUCCUUUACAGGUAGCAUUCCGGUGGAACUGAAGAAAUGUGGGUUCCUAAACGUCGUUGAUUUUGAAGGCAACAAGUUUGACGGAGAAGUUCCUUCGUUUUUGGGUGAUAUGACGGGGCUGAAGGUGCUUUCUCUCGGCGGGAACCACUUCUCUGGUUCGGUUCCGGUUAGUUUUGGAAACCUUUCAUUUCUUGAAACGUUGAGUUUGAGAGGUAAUCGGUUAAAUGGAAGUAUGCCUGAGAUGAUUAUGAGAUUGAACAAUUUGACGAUACUGGACCUAAGCGGAAACAAAUUUACGGGUCAAGUUUAUACAAGUAUUGGGAAUUUGAAUAAUUUGAUGGUUCUGAAUCUUAGUGGCAAUGGCUUCUCUGGAAAAAUUCCUGCUAGUUUGGGUAAUCUUUUCAAGCUAACUACGCUUGACUUGAGCAAACAGAAUCUUUCUGGAGAGUUACCGCUUGAGCUCUCGGGAUUGCCGAGUCUGCAAGUUGUUGCACUGCAAGAAAACAAGUUAUCCGGUGAUGUGCCUGAAGGGUUUAGCAGUUUGACGAGUUUGCAGUAUGUGAAUCUCAGUUCUAAUGUCUUUUCUGGGCAUAUUCCUGAAAGUUAUGGCUUUCUUCGUUCCUUGCUUGUUCUUUCGCUGUCUGAUAAUCACAUUACAGGAGCAAUCCCUUCAGAAAUUGGAAACUGCUCUGGUGUUGAAAUUCUUGAGCUUGGAUCAAAUUCUCUGGCUGGUCGCAUUCCUGUUGAUCUCUCUCGCCUCACCCUUUUGAGAGUGCUUGAUUUGAGUGGAAACAGUUUAACUGGGGAUGUGCCUGAGGAAAUCUCCAAAUGCUCGUGGUUAACCACUUUGCUGGUGGACCACAAUCAUCUUUCCGGGGGUAUACCUGGGUCCUUGUCGAAUCUACGAAACCUAACAAUGCUAGAUCUCUCUGCUAACAACUUGAGUGGGGAAAUUCCAAGCAAUCUUUCUAUCAUUCCCGGUUUAAUGUUCUUAAAUUUCUCGGGAAAUAACUUGGAUGGUGAGAUACCACCAACGUUGGGAUCUCGGUUCAGUAACCCCGAUGUAUUCGCAGAUAAUAAGGGUUUGUGUGGUAAGCCAUUGGAUACGAAAUGCGAAGAUAUAAAUCGUAAGGACAGAAAGAGGUUGAUAGUGCUUGUGGUUGUCGUUGCUUGUGGAGCUCUUGUACUGGUUUUGUUUUGCUGCUUCUACGUAUUUAGUCUAUUGAGAUGGCGUAAAAGACUGAAAAAAGGAGUAUCGGGUGAAAAGAAAAAGAGUCCCGCUAGAGCCAGUUCUGGAACAAGUGGAGGUCGUAGCAGCACUGAGAGUGGGGGACCAAAACUGGUGAUGUUCAACACCAAAAUUACACUUGCUGAGACCAUUGAAGCAACAAGACAGUUCGACGAAGAGAACGUGCUGAGCAGGACAAGGUAUGGACUAGUGUUCAAGGCCUGCUAUAACGAUGGAAUGGUCCUCUCCAUUCGCAGGCUCCAAGAUGGAUCAUUGGAUGAAAACAUGUUUAGAAAAGAAGCCGAAUCACUGGGGAAAGUGAAGCACCGAAACUUAACUGUUCUCAGAGGUUACUAUGCUGGGCCACCCGACAUGAGACUCCUAGUCUACGAUUACAUGCCCAAUGGAAACCUCGCAACCCUCCUACAAGAAGCUUCUCAUCAAGAUGGCCACGUUCUAAAUUGGCCAAUGCGACACCUCAUUGCAUUGGGCAUUGCCCGUGGUUUAGCCUUCCUACACCAAUCCUCAAUGGUCCACGGCAACGUAAAACCACAAAAUGUCCUAUUCGAUGCAGAUUUCGAAGCCCAUUUAUCAGAUUUCGGGUUAGACAAGUUAACAAUAGCAGCAACCCCAGGAGAAGCCUCCACUUCAGCAUCUGUUGGCACGUUGGGUUACUUUUCUCCAGAAGCAGUCUUAACCGGGGAAGCCACAAAGGAAAGUGAUGUUUACAGCUUUGGCAUUGUGUUUUUGGAACUGCUGACUGGAAAACGACCCGUCAUGUUCACCCAGGACGAAGACAUAGUUAAGUGGGUAAAAAAACAACUGCAAAGGGGUCAAAUAACAGAGCUACUAGAACCGGGCUUGCUUGAGUUGGACCCAGAAUCAUCAGAGUGGGAAGAGUUUUUACUGGGUGUAAAAGUUGGGUUACUUUGCACAGCACCUGACCCUUUUGAUCGACCAACCAUGGCUGACAUUGUUUUCAUGCUUGAAGGCUGCCGAGUCGGUCCUGAUAUCCCAUCCUCCGCGGAUCCCACCUCUCAACCUUCUCCGGCGUAA